Xenopus laevis (African clawed frog) is the source of this 2038-nucleotide messenger RNA. RefSeq names its product phosphatidylinositol glycan anchor biosynthesis class H L homeolog (gene pigh.L). NCBI's taxonomy places the organism in Eukaryota, Metazoa, Chordata, Amphibia, Anura, Pipidae. The record is from RefSeq and is a predicted model, not a curated record. Bases 120 to 686 code for a protein of 188 amino acids. The transcript has 4 exons.
CCUUCGUUUCAGAACAGAUAAGGGCUGUUCCUCCCCCAAACAAAGGGCUAAACCAUAGCUGACCGCGUUGCAGUCAGUGUGACAUUUUGCAGGUGAAGCUGUGGAAGAGAGCGAGGAGGAUGGAGACUAAAGAGUUUCAGGACGUGCACGGCGGGAAGAUCACGCUGCACCAAGAAGCCCACAGCGGCUCCUGCAGGGAAUUCAGUGUCGUCUGUCCCAAGCUGUCAAUUCGAUCCGUAACGUCAUCCACCUGUGCAGUAUGGCUCGUGGCAUACGCUGUAUUCGCUUGCACGGAGAACACACUUGUUUUGUCUGCUGCAAUCAUGUGCACCAUUUUUGGCCUGCUACUCUACCUCCAUUUCAUGAAGAUUGACCAGGAGUCUGUACUGCUCAUCGGCAGCCUUGGAAUUCAGUUGACAACCUCAUUUGCGUCGGGUAAAGAAAGCACAGUGUUCAUAGAAAUGUGCAGAGUUAAAGAUGUUGUUAUCAAUGAAGCAUUCUUUAUGCAAAAGGUUGUCUACUACUUAUGCAUACUGCUUAAAGAUCCCACAGACCCAAAAGGAAUUUCAGAAAUUGUGCCUGUGUUUCAGAGCUCCAAGCCCCGAAUGGAUUGUCUGGUAGAGGUUUACAGAAGUUGUCAGGAGAUCUUAUCUGUAAAGAGCUGUAAAGAAGAAAAUACAGACUAACCUUGGAUAUGAUGGAAACUGUGUAGUAAAGUGACACACAAUUGUAGGAGAUCCUGUUCCAUUUAUUUUCUAUUGCUUGCUUGAGAGUCAUAACUUUGAAUGCAGGACAUUCUCGUUGGGAUUUACAAUUACGGUAUUCCCAAGGUUGGAUUUAGGUUACUUAAUUUAGUUAAUUUAAAUUGAUCUUAAUUAACUUAAUUUUAGUUAAUUUAUGUAACUGUCAGAAGAAUUCAAUAUUUACUAUGAUGUUCAGAAUUUUAAAAAAAUCUACAAAGCUUUAAUUGAUAUUUUAUUCCAUUUAUAUUUUCACUUGCUUAUGAUUUUUUUUGGAUUUGACUCUUUCUCCUUUGGAUGAAUAUACUGGAGUCUGUGGAAGGGUUUUCUAUGACCAGUGAUCAGCAUUUAAGGGGCUAUUAUUAUACUGGUUACAGUUUCUGAGGCAAAUCCUGAGGUGCCGUUAUUAUGCUGGUUACAGUUUCUGAGGCAAAUCCUGAGUAAUUUCUAUAAAUACAUAAAUACAUUCUUUCUAGGCUUACGUGUAACAUAUUUGCCAGUUUUUGUGAUAAGCUGUUUUAUGGUACCCAUUUCUGUUUAUGGUUUCAGUAAUGUGAUCCGUUACAUUGUGCCCACACUUUCUUGGAGCCAGAUGUCCAGGCAAAGGGGAUAUAUGUUUUUUAUGCUUUAUUGUCUUUAUGUAGUGUGGGUAAAAGUAACUGUAGGGUUACUGCAUUUUACAAAAUCCACCAGUAAAAUCAAUUGUCAGAAAACUGAUGGACAAAAAAACAACACAGAGAGGAGCCUUAGGAGAGGGCUUUCUUUUUUGACAGAGAGCCGACCUGAACCUGCCCAUCACUAUUAGGUGCUGAAGUAGGCCAUCAGUCGCCUUAUUAAAGCUCCAAACAAGUGAGGAACACCAAAACUAAGGUGCUGUAAAAUAUGCUCUAGUAUAUCGAAGAGUUUUUCUCUACUUCCAUGGGCAGACUGAGUAAUGGCCAUUAUUUGCUAGUACUUACCUGUUCUUAAUUAAGGGAUUGUCAUGCACAGCAUAAAAGUAGAUCCCGGGAUUAAAAAUAGCCUGUAUAGCUCUGAAAAGGAAAAUAAAUGAGUAAGAUAGACCCAAGCCACAGUUUAAAUUCUAUUCUGGCAGCUGCAGUGCAAGAAGUUUAAAUAAUGAAUGAAUAAAUGCACAAAUAUUAAAAGAACAAACAAAGAACAAUUGCAGAUUUGUACUGUGUAUCGCUGUGUACAUCAUACUAAAUAUUUAGUUCACACUGCCCAUUUCAGUGUCUUUCCUGUUUCAGUUUGCACUGCUGCACUACCAGUAAGCUUUCCCCUUAAGCUGGCCGUAGAUG